AUGAAACUGAUUGAGCGUGUACUUGACACCCUCAUACGCGAGAUGGUCGACAUCGAUGGUAUGCAGUUUGGCUUUGUUCCUGGUAGAGGUACCACUGAUGCAAUCUUCAUCAUACGCCAGCUGCAGGAAAAAUACAUUGCUGCAAACAAGCCACUGUAUAUUGCCUUUGUCGACCUUGAGAAAGCAUUUGAUAGAGUACCAAGGAUGUCCUCUGUCCUCGAGGCUCUGUCGAGGGAAUUCCUCACCGGGGUUCCAUGGGAGCUCCUCUGCGCUGAGGAUCUUGCUAUUAUCGCGGACUCACUGGAGGAGUGUCUCUCCAGACUGAAAGGUUGGAAGGAUGGAAUGGAAAGCAAAGGGCUGAGGGUCAAUAUGAAGAAGACAAAGCUCUUGAUCACCGUUCCUGGACUGAAUCUCCAGCGUGACUCUGGAGCAUAUCCCUGUGCGGUAUGUAGUAGUGGAGUGGGAGUGAACUCCAUUGAGUGCACUCAGUGCAAACUGUGGGUGCACAAAAAGUGCAGUGGCAUCAAGGGAAGGAUCACCAGCAUCCCGGACUAUGUAUGUCUGAGGUGCCUGGACCAGGCACGUCCAAUUGAUGGAAGACCAGUUACCCAGGUGGUCGUCGACGGCUCACAGCUUGAUGUUGAGGCCAGCUUCUGCUAUCUGGUUGACACACUAUGUGCUGGGGGAGGCUGCGAACUUGCCAUCAUCACCAGAUGCUGCACUUCCUGGGGAAAGUGUAAGAAGCUACUACCAAUACUGACAUCGAAGCAUGUUUCCCUUAAAACACGUGGUAAAGUGUUCAAUGCUUGUGUCCGGUCUGCUAUGUUACAUGGCAGUAAAGCGUGGGCAUCAUCCGCUUCUGAUCUACAACGACUUCGUAGAAACAACAGAGCAAUGGCCCGCUGGAUCUGCAGCGUCAAACCUGACGAGGGAGUCGAUACUGACACGCUGUAUGGGAAACUAGGGAUACCAGAAGUCACUGCAUCACUGAGUGUCAGACGUCUGAGGUCGUAUGGGCAUGUCGAACGUGCCACUUCUUGCAUAAACUCUAUCAUAAAGAUGGCCAUUCCUGGUGCUAGAGGUAGAGGGCGACCAAGAAAAGCAUGGUCUGAUUGUGUCAGGGAUAACCUGCACACCUGUGGCAUGGGAAACACAGACCCACAGAGCAGAGGGGUGUGGAAAUCAGGGGUAAGACGCUCUAGCCGCCUGCUGCCUAUCCCAGCUACUGGGACUAAUCCCGCAGCAGAUGACAAAUAA
Molecule: messenger RNA, 1257 nt
Organism: Dreissena polymorpha
Lineage: Eukaryota; Metazoa; Mollusca; Bivalvia; Myida; Dreissenidae
Exons: 2
Coding region: 1-1257 (418 amino acids)
Source: RefSeq, a predicted model, not a curated record